UUUUUUGUCUUAUGUCGAACAUUGACAAUGACCAUUGAUAUUGAAGUAUCUCAUGUUGCUCCGUAAGUCGUUUAUUCAGUUAGUGUGGACCUGAUGCCAGCUUUAGUGUCGUCCGAUUGUCAAGAGUCGAAUGAAACGUGAGAAGAAGGAGUCAGCUUUUGGCGAUCUCCCUGCUGCCUGAUUUUUAGAGCACAGUGCAUUGGGUAGUCUGUACGAGUCUCAAUCAGUAUAGUAGACAUCAUAAUUAGUUACGAGAUCUUGAGGAAGGAUGUGGGUUAAGCCACAGGAGGUGCUGGUAGCCGGAUUCGUGUGGACCACGGAGGACCACAAUACUUACUUCGUCCUGCAAAAGAGAAGGGGACGUGGCGGAGAAGGAGGACUCCGUUCCAUGAUGGUCGCCACCCUGGACAAUGUUCGAGAGUCAAAACCACCACCAUAUCGGAUUCUUCUUCAAACACACCAUGGCGAGCUAUCCUACUUAAUUGGGACUGCAAACAGUCAGUCUGAAGCUAUGCGUCACUGGGAGUACUUGAAGCUGGAAGUGCUGCCUAUGCUUGGUACGUUUGACAGUCAAGAUGAAGCGUUUAGCUUUGCAGCGUCGAAAGUAGAAAGCCUGCUUGCAAGUGCUGACAUCCCAGCUGCAAGCAGUCAAGACACGGAGAGUGGAAAAUUCCGUGUUGCCUCCGAGCAGUUCCACAAGGAUUUCAAACUGCCUGAAGAAGAAGAGCUUGUCAAUUACUAUUCCUGCAGCUUGAUCCAGAACAACUUGCCUCACCAGGGUUGGCUGUAUCUGUCUGUUAACUAUCUCUGUUUCUAUUCAUACUUCAUGGGAACUGAAGUAUCUGUCAAGCUGCGAUUUGCUGAUGUUGUGAGGUUACAGAAAAAGAACUCCGUGCUGGUAGCUGCUGGGAUUCAAGUUUGCACGAGAGAUGAUGAGUAUAUCUUUGCAGUGUUUAUGCACCGUGAUGAGACCUUUGCACUGAUGGAACAGCUGGUUGCAGUGGCUAUGAAGGGGCUGUUGACGGGGAGUAAUACUACGUCGGGUUUGCAGAAGCGUGACACCACUUUGGAACCUGGUGAGCAGAAGACGUCCAAGAAGCCCAGCACUAUCAAGCAAGACCUGGACACCAGAGCUCAAAGCCAUCAUUUUCAGAUUCUUUUCCGGUUACCUGAGGAAGAACAACUGGAAGGUAGCUUUGAUUGUACCUUGUGGCUGCCGUAUUCUAAAUCGCAUGCCCUUGGCAAGCUCUACUGCUCAGCUAACUACCUCUGCUUCACGACAAAGAUGAAAAGUCUUUGCUCGGCCGUGAUACCUAUCCGUGACAUCGCUGUAUUUGAUCGCAUGGAUGAGGACGCAAUACCAUUUGGCAUUCACAUCAUCAUGAAGUCCAAGGCAACGUUCCUGUUUGCUCAGCUGCGACACCGGGAUUUUGUGUGCGAACAAAUCUCGUCCUACCUUGAGAGGGCUCAAGGAGAGAGCAUCAGUUUUGUAGAGGAAGAAGACCAGGAGCUUGUGGAGGCCAAGUCAAAGCUAUCUGAUGCACUGAUGAACACCUUCAAGCAGGACAUUCCACAGAAUGCGCAAGCGCGAGAGGCAAUCAAAAUACACCUGUGGGGUCUUCAUUUCGCAGAGUAUGGCAGGGGUGUGUCUAUGUAUCGCAACACGCAAAUAAUGGACCUGGUACUGAAGGGCAUACCAGACUCACUGCGAGCAGAGCUCUGGCUUUGUAGCUCUGGGGCCAUGAAUGAUCUGCAAACACAUCCGAACUACUACUGCAAGCUGACACUGCGUGCCAUGUCUGAAGUGCCAGUAGCAGUGGCUGAGGAGAUUGAGCGAGAUCUUCAUAGGUCUCUUCCUGAGCACAAAGCAUUUCAAUGUGACACGGGUAUCAGCGCAUUACGGCGUGUACUUACUGCGUAUGCUGUACGAAAUCCAGCUAUUGGUUACUGCCAGGCCAUGAACAUAGUCUGCUCUGUUCUACUACUCUACUGCUCUGAGGAGGAGGCAUUCUGGCUGAUGGUAGCCCUGUGUGAGCGUCUACUACCGGACUACUAUAACACUAAAGUGGCAGGAGCCUUGGUGGAUCAAGGUGUAUUUGAGGCAUUAGCGAAAGAGCACCUUCCGGAACUCUAUGACAAGCUGCACGAGUUAGGUGUACUGUCGAUGAUCUCCUUGUCCUGGUUCUUAACCAUCUUCCUCAGUGUAAUGCCCUAUGCCAGUGCUGUGAACGUGCUUGACUGCUUUUUCUUCGACGGCUCCAAGGCAUUGUUUCAAGUGGCGUUGGCUGUCCUGGAAGCGAAUAGGCGAGACUUGCUGGAGGUGGAUGACGAAGGAGAGGCCAUGUCUCGUCUAACUGAGUAUUUGGAAAGAGUGAACAACCGUGACGCAACCCUGCCUGUUGUCCUGCCACCAAUACCCACUGCUGCUGUCAAGGCAGGCAUGGCGACAUCUUUGAAGUCUGUCGACGUCAGUGAUCUGAUCAUGGCCGGCUACAAACAGUUUAGCUUCGUGACUGAGGAGGCGAUUGACAGCUUUCGAAUGAAGCUGAGGCUGGAGGUUGUAAAGACCCUUGAGGAUAACAACAGGAGAACUAUCGUCCGUGCUAUUGGUACAAAGACCAGCUUCACUCGCGAAGAGCUUGGAAUCAUCUACUUGGAGUUCCUGGAGCAUCAUCGUAGCAGUACGUCCUACAAGAGUCAGCCUGUAGUACGAGGGCACAGUGAUAACGAUCCUGUUGACUCGCUGACGCUGGACAAGGAGCACUUUGUCGACUUCUUCACUGCCAUGCAGCCGUGGAAACUGGGAGAUUCUCACGUCAGCUAUGCAGAGCGGCUAUUUGACAUGUGGCAAGUGCAUGAGUUAGUUGACAUUACCGUGUGCACACGUCUACUGGACGUCAUGAUGCGUAAGCCGCUCAACCAGCGCUUAGAGCUACUCUUCUGCUCGCACCUCUCCAGAGAUACACCGAUUUUCCAGCAGCAGCAGCAUGUCCAGCCUCCAGCAGCUCGCAAGUCGACAUCGCUUGAGAAGCUGAUCACAGAUCGACAGCGCCUAGCACAACAGCGCGACUCGCUGUCUGCUGACUCCCGCCGGCCCAGCACUAAGGAACUUAUUGCUCAAAUGGCGGCCGGUAGUGACAGACCUUCGCCAAGCGUAUCCCUGUCUUCUUCUCCAGACCAACGGCUAUCGAGCAGUCCGACUGCGUCAUCCUCUUCAGCCACUGUGCCAGUACUCACAGGGGUGGCAGUGGACGGGGGAUAUCAUGAUGUCCGCCUCAGUCCACUAGCCCAGCGUGCUGCACAGUCUGGUAUGAGAACACCUGCAUCGCUUCUUCCUGCUGAUGAUGGCCCGUAUCGCUGCAUGGUGCAGGCGGAGUUCAUACAGUUGUGGAAGCUUGUGAAUGACAUAGUGCGGCAAGAGUCGGAAGACAAUAUGGAACUCUACCAGUCUAUGCAGCAGUGCAGCAGUCUGAUCAUGAUGAGAGGCAUGGAGUGCGGCGAGGCAGCACUGCUGGCCAACAGCAGGACUGCCAGCACUGUCAGCGACUCAGGCAGUACUGGCAGCAGCAGCAUCGCCGUUGGUGGUGGUGGAUGUGCCGGCAUAUCUAGGACCCCAUCACAGGCGUCCGUUGCCACUAGCGAGGAGAGAACCGCCGCCGAGUGCAGACGCCAGGGUGCUGCACCGGACCCAGAGUCGUCAUGGAAGCUGCCACUGAAACUGUUUCAAACUGCCAUCAUGACGGCACCGGAGCUGUCUGCGUUACUGGAGCGCAAACCAGCCGUUGCACUGUGUAAGCACACAGUCAGCAGGGCGGCAAGCACACUCAUAUCCUAUCAACCACGCACGUGAUUGCUAGCACUCGCUCUGCAUGUCCCUUCCAAUCUACGCCGCACUCGCGUCAGAGCCACUCGUAUCAUAUCAGCCACCGCUUAGUAGAGCUGUUGCUGUGUACGCUCUCUGUAGUAUGUGUGUGUCGCGUCGUUAGCGGCCGUCCAUCUACACACCGUGCUCCUGAGUGGCUACUUCAAGUAUGUGACCGAGGUGGCACAUAGGUACAGACCGACUGCGUCAUAUCCACUGCAGUGCAGUCUGAUGUGAGAUUUGCAGUUUCUUUUCUCAGCGUUUGUAUCCUGCAAUUUGAAGUUCUGCUUCCCUUUGUGCUGACAUCCUUGUAGAUAGUUUAGGCAGGUUUCAUGUAUUCUCUGGCUGCUCUAUUGUAGAGAUCUCGCUAUGCUGUUGUAUAUCUAUCCAAUACCUCACUGCCCUGCUCCAGCUUGUAUAUUCGCUUUUGUACAAAUUCCAGCUCGAUCUGGUCGGUGUGUUGUCUGUCUCUCAUCACGGUGGCUGUUGUGUCUCCUCACCUCUGCGUGCCCAAUGUUCUAUUCAGUGCUUCUGUAAUAUACUUGAAACAUCAAUACCCUCACCGCCCACUGCCAUUUGCCCGGCUAGUCCGGUUGGCAUUCAGCAAUGCAGUAUCACUAGUGCUGUUUGUACCGUCAUCAAUCUUCCUCGUAGGUUUUUUUCCGUGGAUUUCCCACCUAUGUGUAAAUAACGUUACUAGGUGCCCGUGUAGGUAAUCUUAUUAUGAUAUACUCUUACCAUUAUUCGUUGUGUAGCCGCUUUUAUAAAGUUUUGCGUGUCACUACCUACCUUCUAUGUUCGUCUGCAUUGUGCUGGCAAUGGUUUUGCUCAGAUUCCCUCACUGCUAUUUUAACUUUAUCCAAUGUUGGCUAACAGCGGUGCCGAUUAAAUUACGUUUUCUUGAUUUCUGCAGUGGCCGCUGCAUACUGACUAUAGCCGUAUAGGUCCAUUUCAAGUGUUUUCGUAAUUGACAAAGUAUUAUGACACGCGAAUGAGACUUUUACUAACUACUACU
Sycon ciliatum is the source of this 4877-nucleotide messenger RNA. Its product is annotated as TBC1 domain family member 9-like. The coding region runs from base 269 to 3850 and encodes 1193 amino acids. NCBI's taxonomy places the organism in Eukaryota, Metazoa, Porifera, Calcarea, Leucosolenida, Sycettidae. The transcript has 28 exons. The record is from RefSeq and is a predicted model, not a curated record.